Messenger RNA from Myodes glareolus (Bank vole), 3248 nucleotides. RefSeq names its product Bardet-Biedl syndrome 7 (gene Bbs7). The record is from RefSeq and is a predicted model, not a curated record. Gene Ontology annotation, cellular component: membrane; axoneme; neuron projection. Gene Ontology annotation, molecular function: protein binding. Gene Ontology annotation, biological process: intracellular protein localization; intracellular transport; non-motile cilium assembly. NCBI's taxonomy places the organism in Eukaryota, Metazoa, Chordata, Mammalia, Rodentia, Cricetidae.
ACCAGACAGGUCACGUGUCGAGCUGGCGUUGCUGGGCUCUGCUGCCUGACGCAGGGACCCUGGUCUGCUGAGUGCCUGGCUAUCCCAGCGAAGGCUUCCAGACUGGCGAGCGGGUCCCUAUCCCUCUGUGCGGCCGCCAUGGACCUGUCUUUAAGCCGAGCUGACUAUAUCCAGGUGGGAGUGACCUCUCAGAAGACUAUGAAGUUGCUUCCUGCCUCAAGACAAAGAGUCACACAAAAGGCGGUUGUUGGAGAUCAAGAUGGGGUCGUGCUGUGCUUCGGCCUGAAGAAAGGAGAGGCCGUGCCAGUGUUCAAGACUUUACCGGGGCAGAAGAUUUCGAGGCUGGAAUUAGGAGGGGUUCUCAACACGCCCCAGGAGAAAAUUUUCCUGGCUGCAGGCUCUGAGAUUAGAGGCUUCACAAAGAGAGGAAAACAGUUUCUCACCUUUGAAACAAACCUCACUGAAAGCAUUAAAGCCAUGUACAUAUCCGGCUCUGACCUCUUUCUCAGUGCGAGCUACAUCUAUAAUCAUUACUGUGAUUGCAAAGACCAACAUUAUUACCUCUCUGGGGACAAAAUCAAUGACGUCAUCUGCCUUCCCGUGGAAAGGUUAUCCCGCACGACUCCAGUGUUGGCCUGCCAGGACAGGGUGCUCCGAGUUUUACAGGGAUCCAAUGUGAUGUACGAAAUUGAAGUUCCUGGUCCACCCACGGUCUUAGCCCUACACAAUGGAGAUGGCGGUGACUCCGGAGAAGACCUUGUGUUUGGCACAUCGGACGGAAGGCUUGGGCUUGUUCAAAUCACUCCAUCCAAGCCAAUACACAAGUGGGAACUUCGAAAUAACAAAAAGCGCGGAGGUAUCUUGUGCGUUGACAGCUUUGACAUCAUGGGUGAUGGGGUUAAAGACCUACUCGUUGGGAGAGAUGACGGGAUGGUGGAAGUGUACAGUUUUGAGAAUGCAAAUGAACCUGUGCUACGAUUUGAUCAAAUGUUGUCUGAAAGCAUUACCUCGAUCCAGGGUGGCUGUGUAGGGAAGGAUGGUUAUGACGAAAUCGUGCUGGCCACAUAUUCAGGCUGGAUCACAGGGCUGACAACAGAGCCCACUCAUAAGGAAAGUGGGCCAGGAGAAGAACUAAAACUUAAUCAGGAAAUGCAGAAUAAAAUUGCUUCCUUACGGAGUGAGUUAGAACACCUGCAGUUUAAGGUACUGCAGGAAAGAGAAAACCACCAACAGUCUUCUCAGUCAAGCAAAGCAAAGUCAACGGUUCCUUCAUUUAGUAUAAAUGACAAGUUUACAUUGAAUAAAGAUGAUGCCAGCUACAGCCUUGUCUUAGAGGUGCAGACUGCAAUAGAUAAUGUCCUAAUACAGAGUGAUGUCCCAAUAGAUCUGCUGGAUGUGGAUAAGAACUCUGCGGUGGCAAGCUUCAGCAGCUGUGACACAGAGUCAAGCGACAAUUUUCUUCUCGCCACUUACCGGUGCCAGGCAAAUACCACCAGGCUGGAGCUCAAGAUUCGCUCAAUUGAAGGCCAGUAUGGCACACUGCAGGCGUAUGUGACUCCAAGAAUUCAACCAAAAACCUGUCAGGUUCGCCAGUACCACAUCAAACCGCUAUCACUGCAUCAAAGAACUCACUUUAUUGACCCCGACAGGCCCAUGAACACACUGACUCUAAUAGGCCAGUUCAGCUUCGCUGAAAUUCACUCCUGGAUGGUGUUCUGCCUGCCUGAAGUUCCUGAAAAGCCUCCAGCAGGAGAGGGUGCGACAUUUUACUUCCAGAAUACCUUUCUGGAUACACAACUCGAAUGCGUAUACAGGAAAGGAGAAGGAGUUUUUAAAUCUGACAACAUUUCUACAAUAUCCAUCCUGAAAGAUGUACUUUCUAAAGAAGCCACAAAAAGGAAAAUUAACCUCAACAUAUCAUAUGAGAUAAACGAAGUAUCAGUCAAGCAUACUCUGAAGCUCAUCCACCCAAAGCUGGAGUACCAGUUGCUUCUGGCUAAGAAAGUGCAGUUAAUUGAUGCCUUAAAGGAAUUGCAGGUUCAUGAAGGAAAUACGAACUUCCUGAUUCCAGAAUAUCGCUGUAUUCUAGAAGAAGCAGAUCACCUACAAGAAGAAUACAAAAAGCAGCCUGCACACCUUGAAAGGCUCUAUGGUAUGAUUACUGAUCUUUUCAUAGAUAAAUUUAAGUUCAAAGGCACGAAUGUAAAAACUAAAGUACCUGUUCUACUGGAGAUUCUUGACAGCUACGACCAGAAUGCUCUGAUUUCUUUCUUUGAUGCCGCAUGAAGGAUGAACAAGGUUGUGAAAUACUUGACUUAGUGCUGUAGACUGGCCAGCGAAGUAAGCAGAGCUCGCUCAGACUGGAGGGAUCCCGGGUGGGCGUCCUGGAUGUAACCAGAUGAGCUGUAAAGUGUUCAAGUGAAGAGUGAUGGCGGCUAAGAUUUUCCCGCACUGGUAUCCACGAAACUACUUUUUGAUUAUAUGUCCGGGGGAGGGAGAGACUUUCAAGCAAUAGACGUUUUAUACAUUUAUAGGAGAAUAUUGUAUUAAAGUUUAAAUAUAUUAUAAAGAUAAUGGAAAACAGCUAUCUUUUGCUUUCAAAGGAUAGUUAUGCCUUUUUCAGAAAAUGAUAAUUACAUUGUUAUCUUUUGUGUACAAUUCUUAAAUAGUAAAUGUAAACAUUUAAGGCAUAUAUGUUGGGUCUUAAUAAGCUCACAUUUUUUUCUUAUAUUUUCUGAAGGCUUUCUUGGUACACCCAGGUCCCUGUUUUUCAUAUGAUCACUUUUUGAGACCACGUCUUACUAUAUAGAUGGUUUGGAACUAGUUAUGUAGGCCUAGCCGGCCUUGAAGUCAGAGAUCCAGAGCUCUGGAAUUAAAGGUACACACCACCGUGUACAUUAUUUCUACAUGUAGUAUCUAUUUGGGUCCACAGGACUUUGUAGUGUGCUUUGUUGGAUAUCAUAAUCAAGGGUAAACAAAAUUAACGAACGUUUGAAUUUCUUCACAUACACCCAUUUGUUUCAUGGUUAUCAACAAGAGCUCAAGUUGGCAUUUUAAAUUGAUCACAUCUUUAUUAGAGGGCAGGGGAAAAGCUUACUGGAAUAAUGCCGGGUGUAGAACUUCUGAGACAGUGGCAGGCGGAUGUCUAUGAAUUGCAGGACAAUCCGGGCUGCAGUAUUAAACCCUGUCUCAAAAUUAAACAACAAACAAACAAAAAAAUAUACUGGAGAGGUGAUGCAAAGAGAGAG